Zootoca vivipara (common lizard) is the source of this 5348-nucleotide messenger RNA. It is a transcript of the gene PIGB, whose product is annotated as phosphatidylinositol glycan anchor biosynthesis class B. Gene Ontology annotation, cellular component: endoplasmic reticulum membrane. Lineage: Eukaryota; Metazoa; Chordata; Lepidosauria; Squamata; Lacertidae. The record is from RefSeq and is a predicted model, not a curated record. Gene Ontology annotation, biological process: GPI anchor biosynthetic process. Gene Ontology annotation, molecular function: alpha-1,2-mannosyltransferase activity.
CGGCGGGAGGCGGACCCUCCCGGUACGGCUGCGGAAGCGGAAGUCGACGCUGUACAGGCCCGCCCCUUCCGGGACCCUCGCUGGGCGGGGUGCGGGUGAGAGGAGGCAGUGGUCCACCUCGCGGGGCUGUUGUGAGGCCAAAGUAACAGCGGCCCGCUCGCUGGGAGAGGCAUAAGCAAACCAAGCCCCUACCUAGUCAGGAGGGCUGCAUCCUGCGGGCAGAAGGGGUCCUUUCCGAGAUGGAUGCCCCUUUCCCGCAGGGGCCGAGUGACGCUUGGGGGCGGCCCGUCCGAGGAGGAAGGAAGCCGGCGGCGUGCACGUCCAGCGCUGCCUUCUCUUGUUGGGGAAAACCUUUAUCUGUGCUUGUUUACCAUCACGGUGAGGCUACUAAACUGCUUCUUAGUCCAGACAAGCUUUGUCCCAGAUGAAUAUUGGCAGUCACUUGAAGUUGCACAUCAUAUGGUUUUCAAUUAUGGCUAUUUGACCUGGGAGUGGACAGAAGGUCUGCGGAGCCAUCUCUACCCUCUGCUGUUUGCAAGCAUUUAUAAAGUGUUGCACCUGCUUAACAAGGAUGAUGUUCAGCUGCUGAUCUGGCUCCCUAGAAUUGCACAGGCCCUUCUGGCUGCGUUGGCAGACGUGGUGUUGUACUCCUUGGUGAAGCGACUGGAUGGCACAGAGGUGGCCAAGUGGGUGUACUUUUGCCAGUUGUGUUCCUGGUUCACAUGGUACUGUUGUACCAGAACUCUCACCAACACCAUGGAAGCCGUUCUCACCACUUUCGCUCUUUACUACUAUCCCCUGGAAGGCACCAAGACAAAGGGGAGCAGCAUCCCUUACUUGACCCUGGUUGCUCUUUCGUUUGUGAUUCGCCCAACCGCUCUCAUUCUGUGGGUGCCUUUGCUGCUCCGGCACUUCUGGAAGGAGCCCCAGAAGCGGCACCUCAUCCUGCACAGCUGCCUCCCAGUGGGAUUGAUCGUUCUGGGAUCCUCUUUAAUUACUGACCGAGUAUUUUUUGGCAAGUGGGUCCUGGUUCAACUGAACUUUUUGAAGUUUAAUGUGCUGCAGAAUGUAGCCACCUUCUACGGAUCCCACCCGUGGCACUGGUACUUCACCCAGGGCUUCCUUGUGGUCCUUGGCCCUCACCUCCCCUUCUUUCUCCAUGGCUGCUUCCAAGCAUCAAAGAGGCAUGGCAUAUUCCUGGUGGUGGUGCUGUGGACGCUGGCUGUUUACAGCACCUUGAGCCACAAAGAAUUCCGCUUUAUCUACCCAGUGCUGCCAAUCUGCAUGGUGUUCUGUGGGCAUUCUCUUAAGCAGCUGAAAAGGUGGCAGCAGGCAGCAGCCGUCUCCUUCCUGCUGGUGACAAACUUGCUGCCUGCCCUCUACACUGGCUUGGUCCAUCAGCGUGGGACCCUGGAUGUCAUGGGCCACCUGCAAGGCCUCUGCAGCACUCCUGCUGACUCUCCUGAGCAGCUGGCAUCCGUCUUAAUGCUCAUGCCCUGCCAUUCAACUCCUUUUUAUAGCCAUGUUCAUUGUCCACUACAUUUGAGGUUUCUUCAGUGCCCCCCUGAUUUGACUGGAAGGGCAAAUUACCUUGAUGAAGCCGACUUAUUUUAUGCAGACCCUCUCAGCUGGCUCACUGAAACGUUUUCCAAUGUUACGCUGCUACCCACGCACUUGGUGUUCUUCAGCGUGCUUGAGCAGGAUAUAUCAUCAUUUCUCGUUACAAAUAGGUAUGAAAAAGUUGCCAUGUUUUUUCACACUCAUCUGCCUCAAGAACGAAUCGGGAGCUCCAUUUAUGUCUACAAAAGAAAUCAAAAGCGUCUUUGAAGAUGGUCUCAGAUCACCACGUGGGUCUAUGUUUCACAUGAGAUAUAGUUAAUAGAACAGUCCUCUUCGCUUAGCAGUAAAUCUUGCUGAGUUAAUGGAACUUUGAUUGCAGCCUGGACCAUUUUUCUUUGCGGGUGUAGAGAAGACACACUUCAGCAUGGACAGCAUGCGCAAGAUAACACAAGCGUGGCCUUAACAAAGGCUUUGAGUCCUUUUCUGAGGAUGUUUAGCUAUGCAAACUUAUAAAAAUAAAAGUAAGUUUUUCCAACCACAUCUUUAUUUUUCUUCUACAAUUUGCAGAUGCACAAGAAAUUUCAAAUGCAAGUCAGCAAGCUGAUCAGAAAAUAGCACACACACAUGAAGUCAACAGGUUCCAACCCCAUCACAAGAACAAAUAGACAGUUGUAAAACAGACAUGCUUCUGAACAGUAUGAGAUGAAAUUAGUACAUCAUAAUAUUACUCUAACAUUAAGUCUGAAUCAAGUAUGAAUUCUAGUACCAACCAGUGCAAAGAAGCUUAUUUUGCAAGCACACACAAGCUACUGCUUACCCUGCUUAAUUUAUUGCAAUAGUAGGACUGCACCCAAAUUAAUGUUUCCCAAGAAGGCUGAAAGGAAAGGAGAAAGAUGGAGAAGCUGGGCUGAUCUUUGCAGGGGGGAGGGAGUGUCAUUAGGGAAGGGGAAACGUGCCCUCGAUUGCUCUGCCGAAAGCCUCAGCCAGCUGCAGAAACAGCCACUCCACUAUUUUUACCAUCCUGCUGGCUUCCAUCGGACAACAGCUGUUUAAUACUUUGGAUCAAAGGGCAUCUGGCCCAAUUCUAUCUCCAAAUUUGCCAUGUGUCUUCCGUUGCUGCGCCCUUGCUUGUGCCACCGGCCUUCUCUUUUGUAGCGAUGCUGGUGCUUUGCAGCAUGUCUGUCCUGCUGUGGACUAUGAGGGUGCGUGAAAGGAGCCCGCCUAGCAGGGUGGCUGAAAGUAAAGUACAAAAGGGAAGUUAGUGCUGCAUGAGCACCUCAGUAUUAAAUCCUCUGAGAGGCUACAACUAACUUUGUUAUUUAAAAUAAGCAAAGUGGAUACGGCAAGUGGGUGGAAUUGAAUUCCUUCCCUUCUCUUUGACGCACACUGCCACUUUGCUACAUUGGAAAUUCUGUACUGUGGUGCUUAAUGUACAAUGGAACUGGUGCCCUUAUCUGAGGAUGGCAUAAUCACCCCUCUUUAUGGAGGCUUUCACAACUCAAACAUGCCCAGUUUAAAUUAUUAACAGAAUUUUAGUACCAACCUUGGCCUGUGCUGAGGCAAGUGAUCAUAAUGAAAGUAGUAUCGGUAGAUAUAUUUAUCCAGGUCUUCAAAUACACCAUCACUGUUCCUCUGGUAUUCUUUUAUGUCUUCAAGGUAAUCCUUAACAUCAUUAACAAAGUCCGUGAACAGCAUCUGAUCAUGUAUAAAGACGCCAUUACGGAAAAACCUAUUCACAAAGAUCUCCAGUUCUCGCCAGUGGUGGAAGUUCUUUACUUCUUGCUGCAAAUAUUUGUGCAUUAAUUGAUUAAAUUCAUCUGCCCGAAUUGGGUCCAAGUCUUUGUCAAAGAGGUUCACAAACUCCUGGUGGGCACAGUCAAAGAUGCCUGAACAUCCCUUGAGAACAAGAGGGCGAUGCUUUCUGUUACCUUUGGGGCAUUCCUGGAAGGGAGGAUCCUUGGGGAAGUGCGGAGGGGAACGGCUCUCUUUGGAUCGCCUUCCAUCUCUAAACUCUCUCUGGCUGCCAGGUGAGCGGUGGGCCUCAGGCUUGUGUAACCCUUCCUGGGAGCUGCCUGUUUUCCCUUUUUUGUUCGCCUCAUGCCUGCUGUCACUGUACUUUUUCUUCUCCCUUUCAUCAAAUAUAUUCUUUGUUGUGUCCUUAAAGUGCCUGAAGGUGGACUUCACAGAAUCUGAGAAUUUCCUCAAGUUCUCUUUCACGGCUUCUUUGGCCUGUUUAAUUUUCUCUUUGUGGUGUCGGACAAAUUCCUUGGUUGAAUUUUUCAUGGCAUCAAAAGUUUCUUUCACAGAACCAAAAAAUGUUCCUUUUGGCUUCCUUUUGGCUUUGUUGGUUCCUUUCCCAUCUGGCUUCUGCGGCCUCUCAGUCUGCUCUUUCUUCUCGACGUGGUCCUUGACUUCAACAUACAGCUUUUCCCACAAAUCAGAACGCUGCUGCUCAAAGCUCAGCUUCUCCUCCAGCGCUGUCAGCCUUCCCCGCAAAGCUUCUAUUUCUUGGCUCUCAUCGCCAGCACCCGCCCCCUCAGGAGACGCCUGCUGAGAACUUAACUUGUCCAGUUCUUCCCUGAGAGCCACUGUCAGCUGGCGCUCUUUGUCCAGUUCCCUUCGCAGCAUCUGGGCCUCUGCCAACAGAGUCUCCUUUUGCUUCACAAAACUCUGCACGCGAUGCCUUUCCUCCUCCAGGUGGGCUUUCAGCUUCUGAUUCUCGGUGGCAACCAACUCUGGGCCAGAACCUUUGUUCUCCAGGUGCCGAAUCUGCUCUCUCAGCUUUCUCAGUUCUUCUUGCAGCAAUGCCAAAGCUUUUUCCUCCCUCUCUAGAGAUUCUCUCAGGUGCUGGUUUUCUGAAGCAAGAUGAUGCUUCUGAGAUUCAAAGGAUUUCUUUUCCACUUCUGUUGUAUGCAAGCACAUUUCAAGGCCUUCCUUUAGAGACUGAUCAGAGACAAAAUGAAAGCAAACACAUCAGCUGCUGUGUGCCAGUGUCCAAAUGCUGCAAGAACACUGGGAGGGUGGAGGAGGACAGCUAAGGAGGACCCAACCUACCAAUGGAUAAGUAGGGCUAGUAAGGAGCUUCUGUGGCACUUGCUCUAGGGGCAAGGGGAACAGGCCGUGCAGAGUUGUACAUUCCCCCACAAAGCCUGCAAAGUCUUCUCCACUUUUGAUAGAAAACCUCACAAACGCUGCCUGGGAGUGCUGUGUUUAGGGGCCAGCUGUCCACAGCAAGAUGCAUGGCUGCAGCCCCAGAAGAAGGGGAACCAUGGAGCCUGGAUGGGCCAAGCACAGAGGAAGCUGAGGCUGGAUAUGCUUCUGGGGAGAAAGCGCUCAAGGCAAGGACAAUGGCAAUUGGGACUACCCAGCCCUUGCUACAGAAUAAUCAUCUGACCCACUCUAAAAGCUUCAAGAUGCAGAUACAAUGGCAUCUUCUCCUACCCUCUGUGGUUGCCAUUGAGCCAGUUCAAAAUUGCCUGCUAUGCCAAGACUGGAUUUUGCCAUGCCUUCAUCUAGAAGACAGCUUCCAACACUUGCGGUAGCAAUGACAGCAAAGUUUCCCAGUGGAGGUAGAGUUUGCAAGCCAAAGGCAAAAUAUCAUUUCUCGCUUUCAAGUAUGGCGGGAAAGCCACCUUUACCUUACAUUCUGCUUUCAUGCCUUGUUCUUGUUGGCACUGAAUAAGAUUAUCCUUUAUACCAUUCAGUUCAUCUUCAUGAGUUUUCUCAACCAAUUGCUGGCGUUCUUGGAUCUGAACAGUACCUUGAAACAGAAAAUUUUCUCUUUUAUC